Acanthopagrus latus (yellowfin seabream) is the source of this 4217-nucleotide messenger RNA. RefSeq names its product two pore segment channel 2 (gene tpcn2). Bases 1 to 2301 code for a protein of 766 amino acids. Gene Ontology annotation, cellular component: lysosomal membrane. The record is from RefSeq and is a predicted model, not a curated record. Gene Ontology annotation, biological process: transmembrane transport; monoatomic ion transport. The transcript has 25 exons. Gene Ontology annotation, molecular function: monoatomic ion channel activity; voltage-gated channel activity. NCBI's taxonomy places the organism in Eukaryota, Metazoa, Chordata, Actinopteri, Spariformes, Sparidae.
AUGGAAACGGAUAGUCUGCUGAUCGGCAGUGUGAACGGAGCCUCUGGGGAUUAUGGCUCCGGGUCGGGCACGGGGCGCGGAGGGGCUUCGGCCAGCAGACGAAUGUCGUACUCAGUCGCCCGGGAGUCGUGCAGCGUUGAGGGAGGAUCAGAUGAUGAGGACCUCUACAUCCAACAAGCUGUUGUAUUCAUCGAGGACGCCAUACAGUACCGGUCCAUCAACCACCGGGUCGAUGCCAGCUCUCUCCGCAUGUAUCGAUGGUACUACUCCAGGAUAUGCCAGUGGGGCUUGGGCCUAACCAUUGCAAUGGUGUUGUUGCUGGCAUUUGUUGAGCGCCCGUCCUCCCUGUCCAUCUCCUCGGACCCCCGGUUUCGCUCUCCACCCUGGGAGCCGCCCUGUGGUUUAACCGAGAGCAUCGAAAUGGUCUGCCUCAUCAUCUUCUCUUUUGAUCUUGCUGUCAAGAGCUACUUGAUUGGCUGGGAGGAAUUCAGAAAGAGCAAAUGGCUGGUUGGCUACACAGUCAUCAUUUCGUUCUCUAUCAUCGACUGGGUGUUGUCUGUCAGCAUGGUGUGUGAUGAGAAACUGAGAAUAAGACGACUGCUCCGGCCGUUCUUCCUCCUGCAAAACUCUUCCCUGAUGAAAAAGACUCUGAAGUGCAUUAAGAGGACUCUGCCAGAGAUUGCAAGUGUCAUCCUGCUGCUGGCCCUUCACCUCUGUCUCUUCACAAUGAUUGGCAUGCUGCUGUUUGCUAAAACAGAGGAUCCAAAGAAGAAUGAGGAGUGGAGGUUACAUUUCAGAACUAUGCCUGAUUCACUCACCUCUCUGUUAGUGCUGCUCACAACAGCUAACAACCCUGAUGUGAUGAUCCCGGCCUACUCCCUACACAGAGCCUAUUCCAUUUUCUUUGUUGCCUUCAGUGUUAUUGGAACCUACUGUCUGAUGAACUUACUGACAGCCAUCAUCUAUAACCAGUUCAGGGGAUAUUUACUGAUGUCGGUCCAAACGUCCAUCAUCAGGAGACGAUUGGGGAUCAGAGCUGCUUUCCAAGUCCUCACCUGCCAGGCAGCUCAACAGGCUGCUGAGGAGCAUGUGCUUCUUGAUUCAGUACUGAGGGUGAUGUCCAGGGUCCAGAUGAAGAGCUACUACAGAGCUGCCAUCACUACGGAGGCACAGCAAUACGCAGAUGUGGGCUACAUGGAUAGAGAACAGUUCAGGAAAAUAUUUGAUGAACUUGAUAAAGAUCGCAUUAAGGAGCACCCUCCCUUGCCUCAGUACAACUCUCCAGUUCUGCAGAGACUCCAGGUAGUCUUCAGUCACUACUAUCUCACCAUACUGGGUAAUGCCGUGGCACUGGCCAAUGUCAUGUGCAUAUGUACCAUCCUGGUGUUGAACUCUGAAAAGUCCAUAGCAGAGAGAGACAACUACAUCAUGGAGAUCAUCAACCUGUGCUUCAUCCUCUAUUACCUGUUUGAAAUGUGUGUGAAGAUCUUUGCCUUUGGCUGGAGAGGGUACCUGUCCUACAGAAACAACAUCUUUGACGGCUUUCUCACCAUCCUGCUAUUGGUUCUACAGAUCACUAUUUAUGUCACCUACAGGCUCCCUUAUUCUCACUGGGACCCAUCCUCUCAUGGUGUAAUGUCUCUGUGGGAGAUGGUUCGCUUGGUCAACAUGCUGAUUGUCUUCCGCUUUCUGCGCAUUAUCCCAGAUAUUAAGCUCAUGGCUUUGGUCGCAAGUACUCUGUUGGACCUGUUGAAAAACCUCAGAGCCUUUGCAGGGAUACUGGUGGUGGUGUACUAUGUGUAUGCUGUGUUUGGGAUCUGGCUGUUUGAGGGAGCCAUUAAACCUCCUCCAGAGAUAAGUGUACUUUCCAAUACUACCAUGGAGAACAUCACCUCCAACUUCAGCAUGGAGUGUGGCACAUAUGAACAGCUGGGCUACUGGCCAAAUAACUUUGAUGACUUUGCUGCAGCCAUCAUUUUGCUGUAUGAUGUCAUGAUAGUCAACAACUGGCAGGCCUUCAUGGAUGCAUACAGCAGAUACACCACAGAGUGGGCCAAGAUCUACUUUGUGAGUUGGUGGCUCACCUCCUCUGUCAUGUGGGUCAACCUGUUUGUGGCGCUCAUCCUAGAGAAUUUCAUCUAUAAGUGGGACCGCAGUCACAGCUGCUCUGUAACAGAUGUGGAGAAGAUCCGAUAUGAAACUUCUGUUCAGCUCAUAUUCAAAGAGCAGAUCCAGGAGCCAACAGAGGAGGAAUUACUUUGUCAACUACAUCAACAUCCUCACUUAAACUUACAUUGGUGACACACACGCACACACACACACCCCAAAAUGAAUGUCAUCAACGAGUCGGUACUGUUUUUACAUGACUGUUGUGGGAGCAUUGGGAGGUCAAAGUUGCUGUAUUUUGCCACUAGUUUAUUAGAAUUUGUAUUAUGGUAAUAACUUAUACUGAACCCAUAGGAGGGACAUGUUCUUAUUAUUUGUCUUGUUUUCAGUUUGUACAAAGGUCUCACUGAAAGAGAGAGAGAGCAUGUCAUUGGCUGGGUUGAACAUGGUUGGGUUGUGCUUGAUCAGUUGUGUCUCUUUUGCCAUUACAUACUGAAAUAAUGUUCACUUUCUAUUGUUUUUUGAAAGAAAUUAACAGGAAAUUAAUCAAAGAUUAUCUACAAAAUAAUCCUGCCAAUUACAGAUUUUGCAUGUGGAAGAAGUAAAUUCACAUUUCUGAAUGUUAACUGUGAGACGUUUUUUGUUUGCCAUACUGUGGCACCACUGUCUACUAGAUGGAGAAUUUAUCCAAGAGCUAUUUUUGCCCCCCUCCCUAAAAAAAAAAUGUGUCUCGACCCACAAAACAUAUUUUAGCCUUAAAUUAGCCUUUCAAGAUUAUCAGUAAGCCUAAAUGCGCAAUCGUUGUUGUCAAUUUCCAUUUUUGUAGUUUUAUUGGGGAUGCUAUAACCAACAGAACACAAAACUUGCAUUAGAAUAGUAAUUUAGAACUAUGUGCAGGCCCUCCUGAGUUCUUCCUAAGUCUGACAAAAUUAAUAAAAUAAAAAGUAGCCUACUUUGAUAAUGAAUAAAACAUUAAUCCAGCCUUAGCUUUAAAAACAGUAAAAGAACAUUUUUCGGUGUGAGACAUGACGAUACCUGCUCAGGGUCAUUCAAUUCACUGACAAAGUCAUAACUUGCUAGGACAGAUAGUAUUCUGUGUCAUUCAGACAAUGCAUGUAUCACCCUAGUUCUACAUAAGUGAUUAAAAAAAACUUUAUUCAUAUACAUAAUAAAAUGUUUUGUCAAACCCAUGACAGGAACCAGAGAGCCUUGUGAAGCUCCAGAGCCACGGUUUGCUGACUCAUGCACUGGAGAAUAUUUCAUUUUUUGCCUUUACUGGAGAGAAUAACUGAAGAUGGGACAGGGUGGGGGGGUGACAGGUGGGGGUGUGCGACAUGCACAGGAGCUCAGAGUCAAAGUUAUGCUGUUGCUAAGGACUCAGUAUAAAUAUAUGGGCUGCAUGCUAUACUAGGUGAACUAUCGGGGACAUAAGCCCCUUUUUUCUUGGAGGACGAACAACAUUUCUCCAGUGUGUUUGCCUCUGAGGGGGAUGUUUUCCUUUUUGCAAAUGAUAGAUGAUCAUUGGUGUAUGAGUGUUUUUUCUCCUCUGUAUAGUGGGAGACUAGCAGUGGGACAGACAAGAAUAACAGCAGCAAGUAACUGUUCAUAGAAAUAAGGGAAGCAGCAGUCUUCUCUUCCCUGCGGCUGUCAUAGUUACAUUAGACACCAUGGUGUUCAAAAGUACAAAGCUGUGUUCACAUUAUUUAAAACAAGAGUCUUGUGUUUAAUUAAUUAAAGUUUGACAAGACAAGGUACAGCAGCAAGGCAACAGUUUUACACAGAAUGAGUUCAGAAAUGUGUCAAACAUAACAGCUUUAUUUUUUUUGUGAGUUACACUUUAUGUUGUCCGAAUUGGGAUUUUCUUCUUGAAUGGACAAAGCAGCCUAUGACUUGGUGUUUAUAUCAAUAGUCCAAAUACAUUUUAUUUGUAGAAGUCCUGGGGAGAAUAUUUGUAUAGAUAGCAGUUUGGGUAUGUCUCAAGGAAGGAAUGCAAAUGUCCAACAUUUGCAUUAACUUUUUACAGUGUGUAUUUUAGUCUGCAUUUAAUGAAUGUUUGUAAAAAGGUUAUCCAAAUCCAGAUUUUAAAUAAAUAUUUUGCAAAGUUUCAAAGA